GGCCCCGCCUGGUUCCUGGGAGGCUGGCUGCGGCGACCGUGGCAAUUUGGGGUGCGCGUGGUGCAGCCGCGUUGUGCGGGACUGUAAGGAAUGCCAAGUGAAGGAAGCCCCCACUCCUGUUCGACUCAAGAGCAGGAGCGUUUGCAGAGUCUGCCUGUCAGAGCUGAUGAAGAAACACCCAUGGAGCAGGAACAUGAUGGUGCUGCAAAGGUGGGGGAGCACCUGCCUUCUCCUUCUCUCCCCUCCGACUGUGAGCCAUCCACCUCUGCUGAGGGCUGCAUACCAGCAGCUGUGAGGAGAGGCCCGGCCCUACUGCAGAUCGACAGACAUCAGAUCCCGGCCGUGGAGCCCAGUGCACAGGCCUUGGAGCUGCAGGGCCUGGGUGUGGACGUCUAUGACCAGACUGUGUUGGAGCAGGGUGUGCUUCAGCAGGUGGACAGCGCCCUGCAGGAGGCCAGCCAUGCAGCCCAGCUUGCAGAUGCUGAGAAGGAGUAUCAGUCAGUCCUGGAUGACCUGAAGUCAUGUACAACAUCUCUGAGGCAAAUUGAUAAAAUUAUUGAACAACUCAGCCCUCAAGCUGCCACCAACAGAGACAUCAACAGGAAACUAGAUUCUGUAAAACGACAGAAAUAUAAUAAGGAACAGCAGCUGAAGAAGAUCUCAGCAAAGCAGAAACGCCUCCAGGCCAUCCUCGGUGGAGCGGCACUGCGAGUAGAGCUGGACUACGGCAGCCUGGAGGAGGAGGAGGCUGCAGAGCCAGGCCCAUCCUGCCUUGGUAGCAUGCUCAUGCCUGCCCAGGAGACCGCCUGGGAGGAGCUCAUCCGCACUGGCCAGAUGACACCAUUUGGUACCCAAGUCCCUCAGAAAACAGAGAAAAAGCCUAGAAAACUAAUGCUUAAUGAGGCAUCAGGCUUCGAGAGGUAUUUGGCAGAUCAAGAAAAACUGUCUUUUGAAAGAAGGAAGCAAGCUGCCCAUAAAAGAGCAUCCAGAAAAGCCUCAGCCUCCGUCAAGUCUGAGCCAAGUGCAGGAUCAAAAGAAAACAAACCAAAGCAGAGAAGCAAAGGUCUCUCGAAUACAGACCGGCGCUUGAAGAAGCACAUCAAGAAGCUCCAGAAGAGGGCGCUGCAGUUCCAGGGGAAAGUGGGGCUGCCCAGGGGGAAGAAGGCCCUGGAGAUGGAGGUGAGGCCGCAGCAGGCCCAGGGAGACUCUGAGAGUGAGGAGCCCGGGUCCUGCCCCGUGGAGUGGGAGGAAGAGGGAGACAGGGAGGAGGUAGGGGCUAGCCUGUCCGGAGAUGGCGCAGACUGUGAGCAGAGGCCUGUGCUCAGGGGCCACAAACACCAGAAGAAAGGCGCAGUGCAGGAGAGUGAUGAUGACUUUUUCCCGAGUUCUGGGGAAGAAACUGAAGCCACUGAAGACCAAGGAAGAACAAGUCACAAAGUAGUGAGGUGCCGUGAUGAUGGCGAUGAAGAGUAUUAUAAGCAGCGGCUAAGGAGGUGGAAUAAACUUAGAUUGCGGGACAAAGAGAAACGUCUGAAGCUUGAAGAUGACUCAGAAGAAAGUGAUGCAGAAUUUGAUGAAGGAUUUAAAGUACCAGGUUUUCUGUUCAGAAAGCUCUUUAAGUACCAGCAGACAGGUGUUAGGUGGCUGUGGGAAUUGCACUGCCAGCAGGCAGGAGGAAUUCUGGGAGAUGAGAUGGGAUUGGGCAAGACCAUCCAGAUAAUUGCCUUCUUGGCAGGUCUGAGCUACAGCAAGAUCAGGACUCGCGGUUCAAAUUACAGGUUUCAGGGGCUGGGCCCCACUAUGAUUGUCUGCCCAACAACAGUGAUGCAUCAGUGGGUGAAGGAGUUCCACACGUGGUGGCCUCCCUUCAGAGUGGCGAUUCUACAUGAGACUGGCUCCUAUUCCCACAGAAAGGAGAAACUAAUUCGAGACAUUGCUUAUUGUCAUGGAAUUUUGAUCACUUCUUACUCCUACGUUCGGCUGAUGCAGGAUGACAUUAGCAGGCAAGACUGGCACUAUGUGAUCUUGGAUGAAGGACACAAAAUUCGAAACCCCAAUGCUGCCAUCACCCUGGCUUGUAAGCAGUUCCGCACACCUCAUCGGAUCAUCUUGUCGGGCUCACCAAUGCAGAACAACCUUCGAGAGCUGUGGUCGCUCUUUGACUUUGUCUUCCCAGGAAAAUUGGGCACCUUGCCUGUGUUUAUGGAACAGUUCUCUGUCCCCAUCACCAUGGGAGGAUACGCCAAUGCUUCCCCUGUGCAGGUUAAAACUGCUUACAAGUGUGCGUGUGUCUUACGUGACACCAUAAACCCAUACCUGCUGCGGAGGAUGAAGUCGGACGUCAAGAUGAGCCUUUCGUUGCCAGAUAAAAACGAGCAGGUCUUAUUUUGCCGACUUACAGAUGAGCAGCACAAAGUCUACCAGAAUUUCGUUGAUUCCAAAGAAGUUUACAAAAUUCUCAAUGGAGAGAUGCAGAUUUUUUCUGGACUUGUGGCCCUAAGAAAAAUCUGCAACCACCCUGAUCUCUUUUCUGGAGGCCCCAAGAGUCUCGGAGGGCUUCCAGAUAAUGAACUCGAAGAUCAGUUUGGCUACUGGAAGCGUUCUGGGAAGAUGAUUGUUGUUGAGUCUUUGUUGAAAAUAUGGCACAAACAGGGGCAGCGAGUACUGCUGUUUUCUCAGUCGAGACAGAUGCUGCAUAUCCUCGAGGUGUUCCUGAGAGCCCAGAGGUACUCCUAUCUCAAAAUGGAUGGUAGCACCACCAUCGCCUCGCGACAGCCGCUGAUCACAAGAUACAACGAGGAUGCGUCCAUCUUUGUGUUUCUUCUGACCACGCGGGUGGGUGGCAUAGGUGUCAACCUGACCGGGGCCAACAGAGUGAUCAUCUACGACCCUGACUGGAACCCAAGCACGGAUACUCAGGCCCGGGAGCGAGCCUGGAGGAUAGGCCAGAAGAGGCAGGUGACUGUGUAUCGCCUUUUGACAGCUGGCACCAUCGAGGAGAAGAUUUACCACCGACAAAUCUUCAAACAGUUUUUGACAAACAGAGUGUUAAAAGAUCCAAAGCAAAGACGGUUUUUUAAAUCCAACGACCUUUACGAACUGUUCACUCUGACUAGCCCUGAUCCAUCGCAGAGCACUGAAACAAGUGCUAUCUUUGCAGGAACUGGCUCAGAUGUUCCAACACCCAAACAGCACUUAAAAAGGAAGAUUCUACCAGCCUUUGGAGCAGACCAGGACGUACCAAAAUGCAGGAGGUUCCCAGAUUCUAAUGUACUUGGAACUGUGGCCACAUCCGCUGAAGAUCAAUCUCAGGCAGUGGGAGCUGAAGGAAGCACGGUAACUUGCAGUGCAGAUAGCCCUUCGAGAGGGGACCCCCAGCCAGUUGGCAGCGAGACUCUCAGUGAUGGUGUUAGAGGAGAGACAAGCGUGCUGUCUGGACCAGAGGAACCACCAGUGACCGGCAGAAACGGGCCCUGCUGCGGUUCCCCGGGAAUCAGCAGAGUGCUAGGGCCAUCUGGUGAGGAAAGCACUGCCGCAAAGCAAGGGCCUUCUGGUGAUGGAGACGGCAGACAGGUUUCGGCAGAACCUCCCUGGGAGAAUGCUCAGGUGAGAAGUCAUUCCUGUAAGCACAAGUCAAAAACAAAGCAUCAGGGUGUGGUGGAAGAGGGAGCCCCGAAGAAGCAACAGAGACCCGAGGGCUCCAAGCACCGCAGAGAUGCCAAGUUUGAGGGCACAAGAGUGCCACACCUGGUGAAGAGGAGGCGGUUCCGCAAGCACGACGCAGACCCGGAGAGCGAAGCCAGGGCCCGCAGUGGUGAUGACUAUGUUCUAGAAAAGCUUUUCAAGAAGUCAGUGGGUGUGCACAGCGUGGUGAAGCACGACGCCAUCAUGGACGGCGCCAGCCCAGACUACGUGCUCGUGGAGGCAGAAGCCAACCGCGUGGCGCAGGACGCCCUGAAAGCCCUACGGCUGUCCCGUCAGCAGUGUCUGGGUGCCACCUCUGGUGUCCCCACCUGGACCGGCCACAGGGGCACUGGAGUGAAGAGUAGAUUUGGUCAGAAAAGGAACUCCAGCCUCUCCGUGCGGUGUCCAUUGUCUUCAGCAGAAAAGUGCCAGGACGGUGUGGUGAAAAGGGAAGGACGAGCACACACAUCUGAGCACUUCAGCGGAAAAGCGGAUGACGUGGACUCUUCUGCUGUGCUCCCCUCCUCCUCCCUCUUGGCCAGGAUGAGAGCGAGAAACCACCUGAUCCUUCCUGAGCGCUUGGAGAAUGAAAAUGGGCACACACCAGAGGCAGCUGCACUGCCGCCCCCCACCACCGAGCAUGAUGACCUGCUGGUGGAGAUGAGGAACUUCAUUGCCUUCCAAGCCCGCGUGGACGGCCAGGCCAGCACCCGCGAGAUCCUGCAGGAGUUUGAGUCCAAGCUGUCUGCAGCACAGUCCUGCGUCUUCCGGGAGCUACUGAGAAACCUGUGCACCUUUCACAGGACACCAAGUGGGGAGGGGGUGUGGAGACUCAAGUCGGAGUACCGCUGAGCCCUGCAUCCUCCCCUUUGCUCCCAGCACAGGCUUCUGAGCCUGCCUGUGCCCGUGACCUGCUCUUCCUUCACAUGACAUCUACCUCAUAACCAGAUCUGAGGAAGGGUGCUCUUCCUCAGGCUGAAAAGUCUUAAUCAUGCUGACUAAAGAAAGUACUGGGUUUGGGGGUGGGACUAGAAAUUAUGUUGUAAAAUCAGGGACCCAACAGUUGCCCCUUACACUCCUGAGGAUGUUUGUGGGGCAGAUGUCUCCGUUUGUUUUUUUACUGGUGCUAGAAACAUGACUUCCAUUCAGUCGACCUACUCAAUGCGUUAGGUCACCAAUACAUUGAUAGCAGCAAUAUUUCAGUGUAUAUUGUUAUUUGCCAUUUGCCACCCAAAAAAUACAGGUUUGUUAUGUUACAAAACAGUUGCCGGUAUGAACAGUCUCCUUUUAAGCCACCAUCGCAUUGACAGGUUUUAAAAUGUUCAUUUUUGGUGCUGAGGGUUGCGCUCAGCGACUCACACGCGAGUGCAGGCUCUGUCCCGGGCUGCACAUCUCACUGCAAGUGUUUCCAGAAGUCAAGUAGGAAGUAGCUUGUUAACAAAUACCAAGACAUCUGUCUGCAGAAAGUCAUUUGCUUCGUUCCUCCUGGCUAUGCUUUAGGCAAAAACAUCCUUCCCCCUCCAACAGUAACUGGUGGUUUUGGGAAAGCUGAAAUGUGUUACCAGGUUUUACAAAUUACCAAGCAGAACUGCUAGUAAACACACUAAGUGACAUGCAUCCACCCAGGAAUGUCCUUGCAGACCACAGCCAGGGUCGUGGCCUAUGCCUGUGUGGCAGGUGUCCCCU
Molecule: messenger RNA, 5370 nt
Organism: Octodon degus (degu)
Lineage: Eukaryota; Metazoa; Chordata; Mammalia; Rodentia; Octodontidae
Gene: Ercc6
Product: ERCC excision repair 6, chromatin remodeling factor
Exons: 21
Coding region: 91-4536 (1481 amino acids)
Biological process (GO): transcription-coupled nucleotide-excision repair
Cellular component (GO): nucleus
Molecular function (GO): ATP binding; ATP-dependent chromatin remodeler activity
Source: RefSeq, a predicted model, not a curated record